AUGGCUUUCAAGAAUGUUGAUUACUCUCUUUAUCUCGUGACAGACUCUACAUCUGCUAUUCUUGGUAAUAGAGAUCUUGUUGAUGUAGUAGAGGCCGCUAUCCGUGGGGGUGUUACUAUUGUGCAAUAUCGAGACAAAUUCAGCGACACAGCUGCUCUCGUUACUACUGCAAGGAAAUUACAUACUGUCACACAAAAAUACAAAGUUCCACUUCUAAUCAAUGAUCGAAUCGACGUUGCUCUUGCCAUUGGGUGCGAAGGUGUACAUAUUGGUCAGGAUGAUAUGGAUCUAAAAACGGCGAGGAUACUAUUGGGUGAGGAUGCAAUUAUUGGAGUAACAGUAUCUAGUGUUGAGGAGGCUAUGAUAGCAUCUGAACAUGGCGCAGAUUAUUUGGGAAUUGGCACCAUGUUCGCCACACCAACGAAAACCAACACCAAAGAUAUCAUUGGAACUGCUGGCACGAAGGAGAUUCUUCAUUCUUUGCAGCAGUCAGGAAGCAAAGUCCACACUGUAGCUAUAGGUGGAAUUAAUUCAUUGAAUCUGCAGCGUGUUUUGUAUCAGUCAGCAGCAGAGGGAAAGCAGCUUGACGGCGUGGCUAUCGUCAGUGCCAUAAUAACAGCACAAGACGUUGAAACGGCUGCUAGCGAGCUUGCCGAGCUUAUUCGAACUCCGGCUCCAUUUGCUUCAGCACAUAUCCCGAAUGAUCAGACGAAGAAAGACCCCUGCGAUCUCUUAUUACAGGUUCCAGGCGUCAUAGGACAAGUUGCUAAGAGGACGCCCUUAUCUCACAACAUGACGAAUCUUGUGGUACAGAACUUCGCGGCCAAUGUGGCUCUGGCAAUAGGUGCGUCACCUAUUAUGGCAAAUUAUGGAGAAGAGGCUCCAGGCCUUGCAAGUCUGGGAGGGGGUUUGGUCAUUAACAUGGGAACGGUUACCCCCGAGGGUAUAGAGAAUUACUCAAAGGCUCUAAAGGCGUACAACAGAGAGGGAGGUCCAGUUGUACUCGACCCAGUCGGCUGUGGGGCCACUGCUGUAAGGCGCUCGGCAGUUAAAACACUUCUAGGUGCUGGUUACUUCGAUGUCAUCAAAGGAAAUGAGGGAGAAAUCAAGACCGUGUCAGGAUCAUCUAUUCAGCAACGAGGCGUGGACAGUGGCGCGAGCACGUCGAGUCUCACGGAGAAAGCAACAAUAGUGCGUGAUUUGGCAUUGAGGGAGCGGAAUGUGGUACUGAUGACUGGAGCGGUUGAUAUUUUGAGUGACGGAUUACGUACUUUCGCAAUAAAAAAUGGCCAUGAAAUCCUAGGUAGGAUUACGGGAAGCGGCUGUGUUUUAGGUACCAUCAUCUCAGCAAUGUUGGCUGUCAAUCGUGGAGAUAAGCUUCUCGCUGUAUUAUCAGCAUUGCUUCACUAUGAGAUUGCAGCUGAGACAGCAGCUGUACGUGAUGAUGUGAGAGGUCCGGGUACUUUUGUUCCAGCGCUGAUUGAUGAAUUAUACAUCUUACAGAAAGCAAACUCGGGAGGUGAUUUGCGAUGGCUUGAAAAGGCCAGAGUUGAAGCCAUACUAUAG
Molecule: messenger RNA, 1566 nt
Organism: Sclerotinia sclerotiorum 1980 UF-70
Lineage: Eukaryota; Fungi; Ascomycota; Leotiomycetes; Helotiales; Sclerotiniaceae
Exons: 3
Coding region: 1-1566 (521 amino acids)
Biological process (GO): thiamine biosynthetic process
Cellular component (GO): cytoplasm
Molecular function (GO): hydroxyethylthiazole kinase activity; thiamine-phosphate diphosphorylase activity; ATP binding
Source: RefSeq, a predicted model, not a curated record